AUGUUCAGAGGGAUACUCCCGAAACGAAUCACAUCCUCCGACUUCACCAUGGUCACUCCCCUGGUAGAGCAACCUGCGACGGCUCCAAACAAGGAAAACCAGCCACAAACGACGGGUGGGGUCGGCAAGUUGGCAAAAGCAGCGCACCAGGCGCCCCCCAAGACGAGCGGGGUGGUCCAAUCUAAGAAGCGGGAACGCGCAAAUACCGUGAAAGAGAAGGAAAAGGAACAGCAACAACAGCCGCAGCAGCCAGAGAGUAUGGAGCUUGCUUUCGACAAGCUGCUGGAGGACCUACAGAUACCAGUAUCGUUGCGCCCGCGACUACUGGGGAUGGAGUCGAAUGUUAAAGCCGCCAUGCUCAAAUCGUCACAGACCAUGUCGCUGCUACCACCGCCGACUCGUCCCGCAAUUCCAAAUAUGGACACCAUGCCAGCCACUCCUCGAGCCAGUGCUCUCCGGCGAACGCGUAGCACGGAGUCGAUGGAAUCUCCUCGACGUGUCAGCGGAUCAACUCUUCUUGACGACCUCGCACCACCACGGGCCCCUGCGCUAUUUAGCGAGUCGUCUGGCUCUGGCUCUCCUCGGAAAACCAGUGGACACUCGCGCGGCUCGUCGCUUGAUGCCUCGAAGCUACUUUCGCGCAGCCAAGUCAACUUGCCACUGUCGACUUCUGUUGUUGACCUGACAGCUGGAGGCAAGGCGAAAGAACGCGCUGGUGCUAAAGACAAGGCCAAAGACAAGAACCUUGCCCCACGAAAGUUCUUCAGCAUCUUGUCUGGCACGUCAAGCACACAGUUGGAUAUCGAGAACAUCAAGAAGUUGAGGCUGAUGCUACGAAAUGAGUCGGCAAGUUGGACCGAGGAGUUCUUAGAGCUCGGUGGCUAUCCAGCGCUUCUGACACGACUGAACGAGAUACUGGAGGUUGAGUGGAGGGAAGAGCAGCAUGACGAUCAAGUCCUUCACGAACUACUGCGUUGCUUCAAGGGACUCUGCACAUCUGAAAUUGGGUGCAUGGCGCUUCGCAGCUCGUGCCCCGCUCCCUUCUUCCAACUCGUCUCCCUAUUGUACUCGGACAAGAAACCGGGCGACGUUGCUACUCGCCAACUAAUCGUCGAUCUUAUUCUCACCCUCUUCGAACUCUACCCGAGUUCUGCUCUUCCCGCUAUUGGCAGCGGCAGGCAUUCAAAUUCUGGGCCACGACGUGAAGCUUGGGAGACAGCCUCGACCACAAGCAAUCUUAUCACACUUCCUGCGCCAUACAAGAACCUCUUUUCGUUCAUUCGGGCCUUACUGCUGACGCCUGCUCCGCGGGCGGCAGAAGCUCCUGAAACACCCGUCUCCCCUCAUGAGUUCAUCGAAUCGCUACAUCGUCCAAGAAUUUACAAGACAUAUCUUCAAGAGCUAUCGGAUGUGUGCCGAGACUACUUUUGGGUCUUUUGCCAUCCGAAUAACGCGAUUUGGAUCCUGAACGAGACGGAUGAAACCAAGGUCGAAAAGCCGAGAGCGCCUGGUGGGAUGACUGGAGGCGUCGAGUUCGAGGCGAUGGGCUAUUUCACAACGCAUCUGAAACUUGUCAACGCCGUCUGCAAGAUUGCGGCAGACCUCAAUUUGCCUAAAGAAGAUGACCAUUCGGCGUAUCAGCUCCAUGCCGAUUUGUUCCUCUCUGGAUUUGAGCGAAUUAUCCUUAUCUCCCGCAAAGCAUCGACGACCUACUACCCAACCUUACAUCUGGAACUUGCGCGAUAUGUCGCCCAUGCUGGCCGUGCGGGUUAUGAACUCCCCUGGACAUUGUCGCGGCUGGUCGGUCUUCCGCCAGCCGCUCUGGUGAAGAACCAGACUGUGAAAGCGAGCCCGAGGAGCACGCCGACUUCUACACCCACGAAGUCUCGAGCGGCGCCGGUCUUACCCUCCCCAAGGAAGGUCGAGCCGCUGAGGAUGACAUGA
This is a messenger RNA of Mycena indigotica, 1944 nucleotides long. Its product is annotated as Drf-GBD domain-containing protein. The coding region runs from base 1 to 1944 and encodes 647 amino acids. The record is from RefSeq and is a predicted model, not a curated record. The transcript has 6 exons. Gene Ontology annotation, biological process: actin cytoskeleton organization. NCBI's taxonomy places the organism in Eukaryota, Fungi, Basidiomycota, Agaricomycetes, Agaricales, Mycenaceae. Gene Ontology annotation, molecular function: actin binding; small GTPase binding.